This is a messenger RNA of Paramecium sonneborni, 2000 nucleotides long. NCBI's taxonomy places the organism in Eukaryota, Ciliophora, Oligohymenophorea, Peniculida, Parameciidae. The record is from the annotation of a GenBank genome assembly.
AUGGGAAAUAAAUAAUAAUAAGCCAAGUAAAGAGAUAGCAAUUUGAGUAUGGUAAGUUAUGGUAGAUCUGUAUCCACUGCACCAACUAAUGAAUCAGGUAUGCUUAGAUUUACUACUGAUGGAAGUAUGAGUUCUUCUUCCAUUUUUGGAGGAAUAGAAACAUAUUUCAAUCGACUACCAAAUCCAGUAGUUGAUGGAAUUUGUAAAUUUCUCACUAUUAAUGAUCUUACUAAUCUAUAUUGCACUAGUAAAUUUGUUUAUGAACGAUUUUACACUUCACUUCCAUACUCCAUUUAAUGUGGCACUCUAUUGUACAAGUUGUAUGAGGAUAAAAGAGCAAUUGUUAAAAAUGCUAUUCAAACUAAACAUGCAUAUUGGCCUUAAGUUUUAGAAGUUUUUAUACAAAAUAAGUAUUAUUAUGUGUUUAUGAUCUAUAUUAGAAAACAAAUGAAGAAUCUGCAAUCCAAUCUCAAUGAAUCACUCUAACAAGCUUAUCAAUAACAUAUCAUUUAUCCACCUUUAUUAAUGGAUGAAAUCACUAAAGAAGGCUUAAAUUCUGAUUUCUAGAAACAAAUCAUGCAAAAAUUAUAGAGUUCUUAACAAUAUCAAUCUAUUACUGAAAUACAAAUACUGAAUUAAACUAGAACUUUUUUUAAAAAGUCAUAAAACUCUAAUUCAUUAAUGAUUAACAAGUUAUUAGAAAUCAGAACUUUAAGAGAAUUUUAAGUUGAUUUAAAGUAUUACUAUUUUAUUUUAUUUUUAGAUUACCAUAAUUAUUUAACAUUAUUAUUUUAAUAUGUUCUACUAUUAAAUCACUUUUGUAAAUUGUUGCUCUAACACUUGAAUGUGCAUCAGCCACUAAUGAUUCUAUUGGAUAAUUAGAUUUUUAUCUCUAUAAUUUCUAAAUGUAUUUGAUAUGGAUGCAAUAAAUAGAUUAACAUGUUACUCCUUAUUUACAUCUUUUUGACAUUACUCUUAAAGAAUAAAUUCCUUCUUAUCAUUUCCCACCCUUUACAAUCUAAUGGAUCAUGAUGAAAAUGUGGAAUCAAUUUAUUUAUUCAAAAUCUAAACAUGCUUUGAGAUCUAUUUUCUUAUAAUAAUUAUUUGAAGUUAGAAUUGAUCCUUCCCUUAAAUAUCAAUAAUAUCUAUUAAAAGAUUAUAUCAAAUCAUUAAUCGAUUUAUCAACAACCUAAUCUAAUGUCAGAAUGGCAGGUCAUUCUAAAUUUAAUUACAUUAAGGACUUAGAAAAUUUAUUCAUCAUUGUAAUAGAAUAAACAUCCAAUCUUUAUGAAGAAUACAAUAUCAAUUUUUCCAAAGACAUCUCCGUACUAGGAUACGUAUUUUAAAAACAUAUCUUAGAAAAUAAAUUAAUUCCUUUUCUAUUAGAAGAAAAAUAUGCUAAAAUUUAAACUCAUAUUGAACAAAUUAAAUAAAGUUCUGAAUUCUAAAGAAGAAUCAAAAAAUACAAUGAUGAUAAUUAAUUCAUUACUUAGCAAACUGAUUAUUCGUUUCAACUACUCAAUAUCAAUAAAGUUUUCUAUAAAAUCAAAUAAAUUAUCAACUGUGAGCCUUUGCUCUAAUAAACAAUUAGAUUAACAAUUAAUUAUCAAAAAAACAUUUAUGAUAAACUAUCAUCUUAUAUCAAAGAUUAUCAUACAGAGCUUUAUGAAGAAAUCUCUAAAUUAGCUGAUUUAGAUGUAGUUUCAACUGAAAGUGUCUAAAUUAGAGAUGCUAUGAUAUUAUAUAGAACAUAAUCUGAAACUUAUGAGGAUCAUCUAAUUUCCUACGAAGAACUCAUUGAUAUUGAAACAUUUAAACAAAUUAUUAAAUAAAAAUCAGCUUGUAAUUCUAAAAAGAAUUCAUUAUUGUUAAAGAAGACAAAGUCUGAACCACCAAAAUUACAUUAACAGCCAGAUAUAAAUAAUUUCUUACCAAUUACAAUUGUUAAUGGAUUAAAUCUUGCCUAAAGUUUAACAGAAUAAUACAUUAGCUAAUAAUGA